Messenger RNA from Alternaria arbusti, 1038 nucleotides. RefSeq lists its product as uncharacterized. Bases 1 to 1038 code for a protein of 345 amino acids. The record is from RefSeq and is a predicted model, not a curated record. The transcript has 2 exons. Lineage: Eukaryota; Fungi; Ascomycota; Dothideomycetes; Pleosporales; Pleosporaceae.
AUGUCCACUUCCCAACAAACCAAACAAAAAGCCAUGGAAACUACUCUCCAGCGCCUCCAAAACGAGUUGAACACCAUGAAGAACGACACAAGAGAUCUCCCCAGCGAGAUCAACGACCUGCGCAACAAGAACGCUGAUCUCGAGAGCAAAAUGGCUCUCGUCACCGCAACUGUCGCCUUCACCAACACUGUCAAUACUCUCACCGCCGAAAGCACAGCCAAGAUCCGCAACGACGCAGAAGAAGGCAGGAAAACCAUCACGGAUAAGAUCAAGGAAUUCCAAUCCCUGUUGGAAACCUGCGUGGAGGACACCGUGAGGGGGGAAAUGGUUCCAAACAUGAUUUCAUGUAUGGUUAUGGAUCAGUUGAAGACUGAGGCGAUGCAGGAGAUGCAGCAAGAAUACGCGAGGAAGGCUGUGACUGUUGCGGGGCCGGAAUGGAUCUACGAGAGGUUGGAGUGGAUGGUGGGGAAUGCGGUUGAGAAGGUUAUGAAGAGGAUUGACGAGCUUGAAAACACUAUAAGACCACCCGCUUUCUCACUUCUUCCUAUCCUGUUCAUCUUAACCCUCUUCUUCACAACGACAGCAAAUACAGGCUCAAUGGACCACACAACCCCUCAGAAGAAAGACAUCAAACCGGCCACCCAACCCGCCAAAGAUGCUAGCCAACUUCUCGUAGAGGACAUCAGUGCAAUCAGAACUGACAUACAAAGUCUUGCCCAACGAUUCGAUCGCAUGGAACGCAAUAUCAAGGCCUUCAACAAAGCAGGACUAAAUGAAAGACUCACUUCUUUCACCAAGGCGGUCGCCGCCAGAAAAGGGGAUGGGAAGUGGGUUAGAGCUGAGGCUGCGGAGAAAUUGACUGAAGAGUUGAGGGAGGAGGAGGAGAAGAUGGAAGAUUCGGCAUAUUACUGGUUCAAAGACUUGAGAGAAUGGCUGAAAAAGGGCUUAGCGAAUGUGGAGGAGACUGAGAAGAGGUCCCGUGAGCACCUAGAGGGGGUGUCGAAGAGGAUGGAUGCGUUGAUGGAUGAGCAAGAGUGA